AUGAAAGAUGCUAUGACUAAGCUCUGGCAUUCGAGAUUGGGACAUAUGAGCGCUAAAAACAUGGAAGUCCUAGCUAAAGAAGGUUUUUUACCUCUAGGAGAAGUUGGAAAACUGGACUUCUGUGAAAGCUGUGUACUCGGAAAAUCUCAUAAGCAGAGCUUCCCCAAGGCCAAGCAUACUACCACGAGGAUCUUGGAGUACGUUCACUCAGACCUCUGGGGUUCACCAUCAACACCUGCAAGUCUCGCAGGAAACAAGUAUUUCAUUAGUUUCAUCGAUGACUACUCUAAGAAGGUUUGGACUUACUUCUUACGAACUAAAGAUGAAGCUUUUAUGAUGUUCAAAGAAUGGAAAGAGACGGUUGAGAAUCAUACCGAGAAGAAAAUCAAGUGCCUGAGGACUGAUAAUGGCCUUGAGUUCUGCAACCACCUAUUUGAUGAGUUGUGUCAGAGUUCUGGGAUCAAGAGGCAUCGAACCUGCACAUAUACGCCACAGCAAAAUGGUGUAUCAGAAAGGAUGAAUAGGACAAUUAUGGACAAAGUACGAAGUAUGUUAGCAGAAACUGGCCUGGGUCAGGAGUUUUGGGCUGAAGCUACUUCUACAGCAGUAUAUCUGAUAAAUCGAACACCAAACUCCACUAUUGGGUUCCAACUACCUGAAGAGAGAUGGACAGGUCAGAAGCCAGAUUUAUCAAAUUUGAAGAGGUUUGGAUGCACUGCGUAUGUUCAUGUAGUUCAAGAAAAGACAAGUCCUAGAACUAUCAAGGGUGUGUUUGUUGGUUAUCCGUUUGGAGUUAAAGGGUAUAGGGUAUGGAUUCCUGAAGAAGGCAAAUGCACAACUAGCAGGAAUGUUGUGUUCAGGGAGGAAGAGGUCUAUAAAGACACCCUAAUUGAUACUCCUAAUGCACCUACAAGCUCUAAUGUUCAGUCGACUCAGACUACUUCUUCAGAUGAGAAUACGUCUCAAGGUGGAGAUUCAUCAUCUCAAGGUGGAGACAACUACAUUCCGAGUUCAGAGCCUUCGAGUUCAAGCAGCUCCAGUGACUCUGAUGACUCAGACGAUGAGGGCCUGUCAUUUGGAGAAGAAGAUGAGUCAGAGGUUAUAGCUGAUAUUGAAAACUAUCUACUAGCACGAGAUAGAACGAGAAGGGAGAAUAUCAGACCUCCUUCGAGAUAUGAAGACGCUGACUUUGUGGGCUAUGCGUUGCAAGCUGCAGCUGACAUAGAAACAGAAAUGAAAAUCCCAAGAUGGAGCUCACUCAUGAAAAAUCAUACCUGGGAUCUGAUUGACAAACCAGAUGGUGCUCGGGUUGUAGGCAGCAAAUGGCUCUAUACGAUCAAGUCUGGAAUUCCUGGAGUUGAACUGAAACGGUUUAAGUGUAGACUUGUUGCUCAGGGAUUUUCUCAGACUGAAGGAGUUGACUACAAUGAGAUCUUCUCGCCUGUUGUCAAACACGUAUCGAUCCGGAUUAUGCUAUCUGCAGUGGUAAACAGGGAUUAUGAGUUAGAGCAGAUGGAUGUUAAAACAGCAUUCUUACAUGGAGAUCUGGAGGAGAGAAUUCUAAUGAAACAGCCUGAGGGUUUUAUCAAAAAGGGCGAUGAAAAUAAGGUUUGCUUAUUACGAAAGUCUCUCUACGGUCUAAAGCAAUCUCCUAGACAGUGGAAUCUAAAGUUUGACAGCUUUAUGAAGGAGUCAGGGUUUAUCAGAAGAAGCUAUGAUUCAUGUGUUUACAUGAGGAAUCUAAACAAGGAAAAUGCAGUUUACCUGUUGUUGUAUGUGGAUGAUAUGCUGAUUGCUUCUGGGUGUAAGGCUGAGGUCAGAUUGGUUAAGGACACUCUGAGUCAGAAGUUUGAAAUGAAGGACUUGGGUCCAGCGUCGAGAAUCCUGGGAAUGGACAUCAUCAGAGACAGAAAGAAAGGGAUUCUCAGUUUAUCUCAGGAAACUUAUAUUGAAAAGGUGCUAAAGGCAUUUGGAAUGUCUGAUGCUAAGUCUACGAUUACUCCUCUAGCUACUCAUUUCAAGCUAAAGAGUCUAGGCAAAGCAUAA
This is a messenger RNA of Microthlaspi erraticum, 2046 nucleotides long. The record is from the annotation of a GenBank genome assembly. NCBI's taxonomy places the organism in Eukaryota, Viridiplantae, Streptophyta, Magnoliopsida, Brassicales, Brassicaceae.